This is a messenger RNA of Aspergillus sclerotioniger CBS 115572, 989 nucleotides long. RefSeq lists its product as uncharacterized. Gene Ontology annotation, molecular function: protein binding. The record is from RefSeq and is a predicted model, not a curated record. The coding region runs from base 113 to 712 and encodes 199 amino acids. NCBI's taxonomy places the organism in Eukaryota, Fungi, Ascomycota, Eurotiomycetes, Eurotiales, Aspergillaceae. The transcript has 2 exons.
UAGGGUGUCUCCUACCUAUCAGGGUAGGAUUCAUGAUAUCUGUAGAAAUCCUCCGAGCCGUGAGACGUGACUUGGGAAAAGAAAUGAUCUUCGAAACUAUGCCAGUGAGAGAAUGCGGUGCUACGAUGGAUCCUUCCUCAUGUUGGUGAUACCUUCUAUGCAUACUUCUUUUCGGCGUCUUUCCAAGUCCAACUGCCCGAUAGCGAAUCGUUGGUAUAUAAACAACCCCUCCACAGGAUGUAUCUGGUCAAGGUCGGCACGCACCAUUAUCAUAAAACAGACCAAGAUGGAGCCUACACAUCGAUACAUGACACGCAGUGUUACGGCGAGGGCUUGCAAAAGAACAAGCAACAAAAUCUGCAGCCUUCCCAUGGAGCUCCUCGAAAUGAUACUCUUCCAUCUCAGUAUCGUUGACUUUCACUUUUUACGUCACACUUGCAAAUUCCUUUACCAAAGGUGUGGCUACCAAGCUGACCUGGCUGACCCUUCUACGAUCGAAACCGACCUUUCCCGGGCCCAUCUGCACUGGUUAAAGAGAAUGCCCAAAGAACGAGCCUUACGUGUUAAAGAGCUGUCAGUCCGCAGCUUUUGCGGUAGGCCCUUGGGUCUUUGCUACGAACCUCCUAUGCUGACUGCCCGGAAGUCGAAAAUAUCUGCGGACCUGGAAAGAGUUCUCAAAUCUUUUAAACAUUGCCGUACUUUUCGGAUCUAAGCCAUUGCCUCGACUCACGUCCUGUAACCACUCGAUUCAUCUAUAGGGGGUGGUUACUUUGUUAUAAAGUAAACGAGCGAGACAUACCCAUAUCCAUUGUAUCUCUCAAGAAUUCCAUGACAAGGUCCAAUGCCCGGCAUUGGGUGACUCGACCCGGUCACCUGCCCCGGAGAGCCGCCCCUGGAUCUGCCCACCCACAAACCUUCCUCUGGUUGCAUCCCACCUGAUGCUUUCAAGAAACAACCUCGCAGGGAUUUGACUACGAGUCGAACCACCG